This is a messenger RNA of Dictyostelium purpureum, 1557 nucleotides long. RefSeq lists its product as uncharacterized. The transcript has a single exon. The coding region runs from base 1 to 1557 and encodes 518 amino acids. The record is from RefSeq and is a predicted model, not a curated record. NCBI's taxonomy places the organism in Eukaryota, Evosea, Eumycetozoa, Dictyosteliales, Dictyosteliaceae.
AUGAUAAAAAAUAACAAUAGCAUUGUAAAUAAUAAUAAUAAUAAUAAUAAUAAUAACAAUAGUGACACCAACAAUAAUACAGAAUUGUUCACACGAAUUUGGAAAAAUAUAGUAAUUAGAAACGAAAUUUUAUUUUAUUGUAGAUUAUAUAAAAAAAAAAGAUUCCUUUAUACAUAUAGUAGGAGAUUAUUGUUAGAAUAUAAAUAUAGAAGCUAUGUAGCAGAUUUAUACUUUGACUAUUUCUUUAAUGAAAACUUGUACCCAGGUGAUAUACCAGAUAAUGUUCAAGCAAUUACCUUUGGAGUAUGUUUUAAUCAGUCAUUAAAAAAAAACUCUCUUCCAUCGAAUCUACAAACCAUAACCUUUGGCAACUACUUUAAUAAACCAAUUGAACCAGAUAUACUUCCACAAUCACUAGAAACUAUCGAAUUUGGUGAUGAUUUUGAUCAAGAGUUUGCUCAAGGAGUUCUACCGAAUAGUCUCAAAUCACUUUAUUUUGGAAAUAAAUAUAACAAACCAAUUGAAAUAGGUGUUCUUCCACCAAAUCUCGAGCAUUUAAAGUUUAAUGGAUCCAAAUUCAAUCAACCUAUCAAACCUUUCUCGCUACCCCCAUCAUUAAAGUCUAUUUUCCUUCCAAUGGGGUUCAAACAAGAGCUAAAAAGUGGUAUGAUACCCAAUGGUGUAGAAAUACUUAAACUAGGUGGCUUUAAUAGUCCAAUAGAACCAUUUGUUAUACCUUCAUCUGUUAAAGAGCUUGACUUUUCUUUUUUCUUUAACCAACCAAUCAAAAAGGCUAUUCCCUCAUCUGUGGAAACCCUUUCGUUUUCAUUUAAAUUUAAUCAACUCCUAGAGAUUGGUGAUAUACCAAAUAGCGUUACAAAGUUAACAAUGAUUACACUAUAUGACCAACCACUAUUACAAAGCAAUGGCGAAAGUAUAAUCCCAUCAUCAGUAAAUACACUAUAUAUUGGUAGAUUUAAAAGACCGCUAGUACCUGGGGAUAUUCCAUCAUCAGUAACCGAUUUAACAAUUCAUGAACUCUAUAUUUAUAAAGGAAUAAUACCACCAAGUGUUAAAACACUCACACUCGAAAUGAACUACCACGAAAAAAUAAAACCAAAUGAUAUACCUGAUAGUGUCACCAACUUAACUCUUCUUGGCAACUUCAACUGCUAUAUAGAACCAAAUGUACUACCGCAAUCAAUUACAUCACUUACUUUUGGAACACAUUUCAACCAUCCAAUAGAUAAUGUUUUACCAUCAAAUUUAAAGAUUUUAAAAUUUGGACUAGUCUUUAAUCAACCCAUUCACUCUCUUCCACCAAAUAUCGACACUCUAAUAUUUGGUAACAAUUUUAAUCAAAAGAUUAUACCCAAUUCACUCCCACCAAAUCUUAAAACUCUUUCAUUUGGAUUCAAUUUCGAUCAAGAUAUACUACCCAAUACAUUACCAACAUCAAUCACCUCAUUAAUAUUUAAAAAUCAAAAAUAUAAAAAUUUAUAUAUGCCACAAUCAACAAAAAUAAUAAUUAAUAAAAACUAUUCUUUAUUUUGCUAA